AUGGCUGAUCCGCACAUCACUCACAUUAAAAACAGCAAAUUGCGCAUGCAUCUCCGAUGGGCGAUACGGAGGAUAAAAGCCUUAAGACUUCGAAUCAGGGACAACGAGUUUACAUACUCUAUAUGGAGAUAUCCUCCUAAUCCCAAAGCACACCACCUCCGCGACUCGUUUCUCGACGAUCUCGAAUCCGUAUACAAUUGCCUGAAGGACGGAGAAUACCCACUUUGUGAAAUCUAUGCUUGUCGACUUCUUCCCAAGAGCAAUAUACCUCUGAACAGACACGUUCUUUGCGGAUUCGAAGUCCAUACCGAUCAGCAUUCUUCCAGUGAUGAUUCUAUUGAUAAUGAUGAGAGCAUUAUCCAAACCGACGGCACUAUUCAAUAUGAGGAGGACUUUACAAGCGGAUCCGAGAUCCAGAGCAGCUCCUCAUGUGAAAUCAUUUCCGACUUUAUCGACGGGAGGACAAGAACCAGCAUCGAGAAAUGGAGGCGUGGGGUGCGGAAUGUCAGUAACUUGACAAAUGUCAGCACGGAGUCUCUCGCAAGCAACAAUACUCAAAUCCAUCACAACAUUUAUAAUCUGGAUAUCGACAAUGAGGAACAGCCGGAAGAAUUACAAAACACUGAGAAUGAAGAAUCGUCGUACCCUGAAGCUCAGGAGUUCGAAAAUAUUCAGGGAACAAGUGCAGACUUUAACAGCCACUACGACAGUAGCCCAGCAACUUAUUUCAACUCUGGAGAAUACGAGAGUAACCAUACCACAGCACACACUCUCGAGGGCAACAAUGAUCGUUUCAACCAGACAAACUCCUCAACUCCACAAAUCACUCCGUCCCCCGAGCCCGCGAAUCAAGCUCCUCCUUGGUCCGCUGACCAUCCCAAAACACCACUCCAUCAACUCCUCACAAGGGCACUAGCUACCAGCAACAGCGGCUCUUCCACGCCAAUCACCCCUUCUGUUCAGUCGGCCGAAUCAGGGAGUACAUGCAUCCACUACGAGGUUUUGGCCGGCACACCUACGCCUCUGCCUCUGUCUAUGCCUAUGAAUGUGCCUAGCGACCAAGACUUGAGCCCAAGCCCAAGCCCAAGCCCACACGGCCUUCCUCAAAGCACCCUAGAUUUCGAAUACUCUCCCCAAGCCUUCGAAACCCUCGAAACCCUCGAAAACCUCGAAACCCUCGAAACCCUCGAAGGUGCCGACUCCCAUGACAUGUCCAAUUCCAUCGAACCUGAACCCGAAACAUCCGCCGAUGCGGAUACCAACCCCAUCAUACCCAUUGACUGGCGUCUCGCAUGGCACACUCUCACCGUCUACCUCCCUUACACCCUAGUGCCCGAACUCGAAGACUACCUUGCGCACAUACACGCCAAAUGCCAACGAUACGAGGAAACAUGGCUCCCGAUCUUCCAUAAACGCGACCAGGAGUAUCGCGAAAACCAACGGCGCAAAGAACAGGACGCUCCCCCUGGUAGUGCUUUCAAUUACAAAUAUAAAGAUAAAAUUGGCUGGCCGCUCGAUCGGAAAGAAUUGCACGCUACGACGACGCGUCAGGAACGCUUGCUGGCCUUUGCGGGAAUGAAUGGUAGUGGUCUAGGUGGUUAUAGUCGGCCGCAGGAACCACAGAUGCCUUUUGAGGAAAUGAAUGGGCGGCAGCAGUUGAGGGCCUUUUUUGGGUUCUGA
Molecule: messenger RNA, 1680 nt
Organism: Xylona heveae TC161
Lineage: Eukaryota; Fungi; Ascomycota; Xylonomycetes; Xylonales; Xylonaceae
Exons: 2
Coding region: 1-1680 (559 amino acids)
Source: RefSeq, a predicted model, not a curated record